Molecule: messenger RNA, 2040 nt
Organism: Verticillium alfalfae VaMs.102
Lineage: Eukaryota; Fungi; Ascomycota; Sordariomycetes; Glomerellales; Plectosphaerellaceae
Exons: 2
Coding region: 1-2040 (679 amino acids)
Source: RefSeq, a predicted model, not a curated record
AUGCCUAGAUUCUCCGUCGGUUUCGGUAGGCGGAAGUCUACCGCCGCCGAAGACGUUUUCCAGAAUGUCGAUGUGGCCUCCAACGAACCAUCGUCAUUCCGAGUGCUCGAAAGAACAGACGUGUCAGCAGGCAAGUCGUUUGACGGUGGUGUGAGGAUGGGCAUGGGCCGGGCGACGACCAGCACGGUUUAUCAGAAGCCAAAUUUGUCGCAGAGCUCCGUCGAGGACAAUAUGUUUGCUGACCUCAAACCAUCGAACCGCUUAAGGGGCAGUGGGUCUUCCAAUACGACCAAAACAGCUUCGACGGACGCAUCGUCGCGCCAUAGCAACGUUUCUACUGCACCCUCUUCAGCCGACUUCGCUCAACAAGGCCAUCACGAAGAAUGGAAAGGCGCAACUAAGAAGUCACAAGGCGACAUGGCUGGCCCAGCUCCUCCCAAGUCCGGCUCACGAGGCUUUCUCGAUCGAGCAGGCCGGACGUUCUCGUUCGGCGGUCAGAAGAAGAACCUGCCCCCCGUCCCUUCCGUCGAUGAUCACCCGCUGCCCGUUCCACCAAACCAGGAGCACGAUGGACUGAGCGGCCGCCCCCGGGGAUUGACUUCAUCCACUUCCAGCACAGCGACCCCUCCCAAAAUACACGAAGACCAAGAUUUUUCUCUUGACAUGGGCAGCGACUUUGGGCAGAUGUUCGACAACAAAUUCAAACGAAACAGUGCCAUGACCCUACGAGCGAUGGCACAAGACGAUGCCCACAAGAUCGCUCAGAGCGGCAACCAUCAUUCCCAGAACCGUGCCAGCCAUUUGGUGCCGGCUCCCAUUCAAAUUGACAAGACGGCCAAGGUCGAGGCUUCGCCUUAUUCUUGGAGCAGUCAACACUCAAACGACAAUCUCCUCAACGCCAACUCCAAUCAGGGCUCUCCCCUCUUCGACCAAGUGCCGCCGCCGGUACCUCGCCAUGAUUCUCCCCACAGCUACGCGCCGACAAAGAGGCCGUCGGACAUCAUCGAGGAUGAGGAUGCCAACCUGCUCAAAGACUCCAUGGCCGCCAGUCGCUUCCUUGGCACCAGUCCCAACUUUGCUGCGCCGUCUUCGCAGCAACCGAGAAACUACAGACAACCGGAAAGCACCUCGAGCUGGAGGAACACUGCACCAGAGAAGAAGGCGGGCGAAGACAACAUGUUCGAGGGAAGCCUGGCACACUCUUCACGUGUCGCCAGUCGCUACGUCUCGAGAGCCCCCAGCCCUCCACGUAAUAAGGUCAUGACGCCCGCUCAAUUCGAAAGGUAUAGGCAAGACAAGGAACGACAGAACAGUGGAGGUCCUGUCAGUAAGUCGCCAGUGGAACAGCAGGACGACGAAGAGGAUAAUUACGAGGACGACGAGGACGAUAUCGAGAAGGCGAAACAGGCCGCGAAGCAGCGCAGGAAGCAAGAGGCUCACAUGACUGUCUACCGGCAACAGAUGAUGAAGGUCACAGGUGAAGCCGCUAACCCCCUGCCUUCGCGCCCCAACAUCAGCACCUCGCUGAGUACGCCAAACCUGGGCAGCCUCGCUCCACCUCCAGGACACACCCCUGGGACCUCUGACGAGGAUGAGGAUGAGGAGGUUCCGCUGGCCAUCCUCGCUGCCCACGGGUUCCCCAGCAAAGCCAGAGCUCCCAGCCGCAUGAGUCACAUGGCAUCGAACCCGGAUAUUCGUGCGUCCAUGAUGCAAAUGCCCCAACAAGGCAGACCAGGCUCUAGCAUGGGCGAUCCUUCUGCCGCCCGCAAGGGAGGUCACCUGCCCGCCUUCGCCAGAAAGCUCCCCCAGGACCCGUUUGUGGGUGCCGGUCUUGUCAAUGGACCACCUCGCGAGUCGAUGAACUUCUCGGGAGGCGCGCCGGCGCCCCAAUCGCCCGGCGCUCUGCCGGCCUGGAGGACUUGUUGGCGUGAUUGCCAGCGAAGAGCGUUCCCGGCGCUAUGCGACGUGGUACCCCGCAUGUGGAUGCGCAACCAUUUCGCCGGAGGCAAGCAGAAGGGAUUCCCUGGAGGCGGGAUUUGA